CAAGAGGAUAGAAUCCAGUCGACGUAGUAAGCCCCUCUUCCACUCAACACAAAACUCAAACCAUCUCCAUCUCCCUCCCCUUCAUAACCCAAUUUGAUUAUCUCGAUUCUUCCACAAUUACUUAAUUAAACCCUCCAUUUCUCUUCCCCAAAUGGACCAACUAUGAACCUCAAACCACCUCCACCAUCUUCACCAUUACCCACCAAUUCAAACCCCCACACCCUCACUCUCCACUGGGUCUCUCCCCCUCCUUAUCCCUCCUCCAUUUCCAAACUCACGCGCUCAUUUCGCCUCCACGCCACCGCCGCCAACCCACCCGCAGACUUAACUCUCACAACCGCCGCCGCCGACGACGACGAGCCACCGAUAUCUAAUGAAGACCAGAAGCUUCUAAUCCUCCUCCGCCAGAGAAAAACAGAAGAGGCAUGGAUUCUCUACACCCAAUCCUCCCGCCUCCCCAAUCCCACUUGCCUCAGCCGCUUGCUCUCCCAGCUGUCCUACCAGAACACCCGCACCAGCCUCACGCGCGCCCAGUCCAUCAUCACGCGCCUCCGCAAUGAGCGCCAGCUCCGCCACCUCGACGCCAACUCCCUCGGCCUCCUCGCCGUCGCCGCCUCCAAGGCCGGCCAGACCCGCUACGCCACCUCCAUCGUCAAGUCCAUGCUCCGCUCCGGCUUCCUCCCCCACGUCAAGGCCUGGAGCGCCGUCGUCAGCCGCCUCGCUGCCUCCGGCGACGACGGCCCUUCCGAAGCGCUCAAGCUCUUCUAUUCCGUCACGCGCCGCGUCCGGAGGUUCGCCGAGCCGGAGCUGGUGGCGGACUCGCGGCCGGACACGGCGGCGUUCAAUGCUGCGCUGAAUGCUUGUGCUAAUUUGGGUGAUACAGAUAGGUUCUUGAAGCUGUUCGACGAAAUGCCUGAGUCAGGUGCCGAGCCGGAUGUGCUUACUUAUAACGUGAUGAUCAAGCUCUGCGCUAGAGUUGGAAGGAAGGACUUGCUUGUUUUUGUGUUGGAGAGGAUUUUGGAGCAGGGGAUCACAGUGUGUAUGACUACAUUGAAUUCCCUGGUUGCGGCUUAUGUUGGUUUCGGAGACUUGGAAACUGCGGAGAGGAUGGUUCAGGCAAUGAGGGAAGGGAGGAGAGACCUCUGCAAGAUUCUAAGGGAGGCAAAUUUGAGGAGUUCGAAUUCUAGUGGAAGAGAUGGGGAUGUGUUUGAGAGGUUGCUUCCGAAUUCAGUUACAGCUAGUGAACGUGAGCCGCCAUUGUUGCCGAAAGCGUAUACUUCUAACUCUAGGAUUUACACUACACUGAUGAAGGGUUAUAUGAAUGCUGGGCGUGUUACUGACACGGUUCGGAUGCUUGAGGCACUGAGGCACCAGGAUGAUAGCUCGAGUCAGCCUGACCAUGUGACAUAUACGACUGUUGUUUCUGCAUUUGUGAAGGCGGGUUCCAUGGACCGUGCUCGCAGGGUGCUUGCUGAGAUGACGAGAGUUGGCGUGCCUGCAAAUCGGAUAACGUAUAACAUUCUUCUUAAGGGUUAUUGUCAGCAGCUGCAGAUAGACCAGGCAAAGGAGCUGGUUAGAGAGAUGACUGAGGAUGCGGGGAUUGAGCCUGAUGUGGUUUCGUAUAACAUCUUGAUCGAUGGGUGCAUACAGGUUGAUGACAGUGCUGGUGCUCUUGCUUUCUUCAAUGAAAUGAGAGCAAAAGGAAUUGCUCCCACCAAGAUCAGCUACACCACUUUGAUGAAAGCUUUUGCCUUGUCUGGACAGCCAAAGCUGGCUAACAAGGUAUUCGAAGAAAUGCUUAACGAUCCUCGGGUGAAGGCUGAUUUGGUAGCUUGGAACAUGUUGGUCGAAGGGUAUUGCAGACUGGGGUUGGUUGAAGAAUCCAAGAAAAUCAUUCAGAGAAUGAAAGAGCAUGGGUUUCACCCUGAUGUGGCUACUUAUGGUAGCCUAGCUAAUGGGAUAGCAUUGGCCAGAAAACCGGGAGAGGCACUUUUGCUUUGGAAUGAAGUGAAGGACAGAUGUACAGCGAAAAAGGAAGGUGAAAAAUCUGAUGAUUCAGAUCCUCCAACAUUGAAACCUGAUGAAGGGCUAUUGGAUACUUUGGCUGAUAUUUGUGUUAGGGCUGCUUUCUUCAAGAAGGCUCUGGAAAUUGUCGCUUGUAUGGAAGAGAAUGGGAUUCCUCCGAACAAGACCAAGUUCACUAAAAUCUAUGUGGAGAUGCAUUCGAGGAUGUUUACUAGUAAGCACGCCUCACAAGCUAGGCAGGACAGGAGGAGUGAAAGGAAGAGAGCAGCUGAGGCUUUCAAGUUUUGGUUGGGUUUACCCAAUUCUUAUUAUGGGAGUGAAUGGAGGUUAGGAUCUUUGGAUGGAGAUAACUGACUGUUAUGCUUCGGAUUCAGUUUUGACCACUUGGCAUAUCACCUGUAUACGUUAUUACUCAAGAAAUAGUUGUAGUGUAUUCACAAAAUCUGAGAGAGUGAAUCAUGGGUAUGAACUUUCUCAUGUAAUUCCAGUGAAGAAAAUCACAUGUAAUAUAAUCAUGUUAUCAUAUAGGCAAAUUGAAAAUGA
This is a messenger RNA of Rosa rugosa (rugosa rose), 2568 nucleotides long. Its product is annotated as pentatricopeptide repeat-containing protein At3g09650, chloroplastic. The record is from RefSeq and is a predicted model, not a curated record. The transcript has a single exon. Lineage: Eukaryota; Viridiplantae; Streptophyta; Magnoliopsida; Rosales; Rosaceae. Bases 163 to 2379 code for a protein of 738 amino acids. Gene Ontology annotation, molecular function: protein binding.